GCUCUGUUCACAGUCUCACUCCAAUCCAUAUCGACUCUUUCGGAGUCUUCGUGCUUCAGACAACAAACCCCCGAUUCUGAUCUUCGACAUCGUGUGCUAUGAUGGCGCGACGCGAAGAGAAAUAAAAACUAGAUAUCAUAAUGUGAUGAAUUGCUUGUACCCGUCGAUGAGCUGAUUCUGCACGUCAAGCAGUAUUGUUUGUUUCUUUUCUAUCUUUUAUUGUGGAUCUCAUAUCCAUCACGGGCGUAACGCAUUCGUGGUCUACGGACCUCGUCUGCGGGUUCAGCAGCCGGGAGUCUAUUCUACAUCUUGUUGAUGAAUGGCUGCUGGACAAAGGCAAUGCCCCAGAAUGACAGAUCUCGGACCCGACGAGCAUGAGCUGCCUCGCAGCUGUAGCACGUUGGUGACCGGGAAAUGGUGAGCCUCUUUGGCGUUUUUACCCUGCUGCUGCACCCUCUUUGUUCCUGUUUCUUGAAACAGUUGAGCAUUGAUGGGCGCACGGCAUUCAAUGGGAUUGACGUUCCGUUUCAGUUCAUACACAUCCCUGCAGGAUUCUCCCCACACUAUGUUGUUCGUUAUUGCGCACUUUUCCUAUUCUGUUAUUACUUCGGCGGAUCGUCUUCCCAAUAGAGGAGAUCGCAGUCAGACAUGAGGCUGAUGUUUCGCAUAUGAGUUUGCUCUUGCUGUGGUUGGAGGACAUAGCGGACCGUACAGCCGCUCACAACCAGUACAGACCGAACCCCACCUCGCGAU
Dothidotthia symphoricarpi CBS 119687 is the source of this 753-nucleotide messenger RNA. RefSeq lists its product as uncharacterized. The transcript is spliced from 2 exons. The coding region runs from base 415 to 630 and encodes 71 amino acids. Lineage: Eukaryota; Fungi; Ascomycota; Dothideomycetes; Pleosporales; Dothidotthiaceae. The record is from RefSeq and is a predicted model, not a curated record.